AUGCACGUGAAUUCCACAUAUCCACGCUACCCUGGAAAUCGCAACAACAGUGGCAGCCAGAGCCAAAACCAAAGUCAAAUCCUAAACCCGAACAUCACCAACCCUACUCCACAAGGGGAGGAGAAGGAGACCAGCGCGAGGAGCAAGCGUAGCUCGAAGGAGAAGGAGAGCAGCAAGGGUAGCAGUCUGAGGGAGGAGACUAACGGCAAGGAGUUGGAAGAGGAAAAUCAAGAUGUGAAGCCUACACCGACGACGGAGGUGCCAGAAGCCGAGCUUCAGAAAGAGGCGGCUGUUGCAGCUGGAGAGGAUGCGUAA
This is a messenger RNA of Trypanosoma grayi, 315 nucleotides long. RefSeq lists its product as hypothetical. The record is from RefSeq and is a predicted model, not a curated record. The transcript has a single exon. NCBI's taxonomy places the organism in Eukaryota, Euglenozoa, Kinetoplastea, Trypanosomatida, Trypanosomatidae. Bases 1 to 315 code for a protein of 104 amino acids.